Messenger RNA from Anguilla anguilla (European eel), 661 nucleotides. RefSeq names its product UPF0729 protein C18orf32 homolog (gene c21h18orf32). Gene Ontology annotation, biological process: positive regulation of canonical NF-kappaB signal transduction. Lineage: Eukaryota; Metazoa; Chordata; Actinopteri; Anguilliformes; Anguillidae. The record is from RefSeq and is a predicted model, not a curated record. Bases 175 to 429 code for a protein of 84 amino acids. The transcript is spliced from 3 exons.
AUGUUGUAUUAGAUGAGUAAAACAACGUAUCCCAGCUUCCUGGGCAGACCGGAAAAAGUGUCAAUCCACCUUUCAUUCCAAUCGUGCUUUCGAGAAGAAUAGUUGCUGUGGUCGAGGGCUAAUUACAUCACAGACUGAUUAAAAUCGGCUUGAACCUUGUAUUGGGCUCCAGCCAUGGUUUGCAUUCCCUGCAUUGUGAUUCCUGUACUGCUCUGGGUUUAUAAGAGAUUUCUUGAACCCAUCAUCUACCCCUUCAUCUCGCCAAUCAUAAGCCGAUUCUGGACAAAAAAAGCAGUACAGGAGAGUGGGACAGGUGAUGCGACAGCUAGUGAGAAGUGCAAUGGGACAUGCAAGACUGAAUGCAACGGGAAUGUUAACAGUCCUACCACCAAUGGACCAACUACAGUUUCAGAUAAAAAGACGGACUAAGAUUGCAAGGGUUCGCUGAAAGAAAUGGAGAUAUUCCACUUUGUGAUUACCUGGAUUAUUUACUGUGAUUUCAAAUAUUUUUAAAAACAUAAAUGGAGCAAAACAGGAGCUGGGGUAGGCCAUAUAGACACAUUCAUCUAAAUAUUUGACAUAGCUACAUUUGUUACAUGUUUUAGAACAUAUCACUUUUAAAUUGUAUUGUAUUCAAUAAAAAGAUUUAAUAUAUUGUUGA